UAACAAAACAACUUUAUACACCUCUAUAUUUCAAUUAUUUAUUUUUUAAAUUUAUUGCGUUAAACGUUUUUUCUUUUAAUCAUUUAUUGCGUUCUUAUCGUAGAAAAACUUACUGAGAGAUAUGUUAACGUUAUUAUCUUUUAAAAAAUUCUAAGAUAAUGGAGAUAUGAAUCAGAGAAUAUAGAAUAACUGCGACAUUGCAAAUUAUUUCAUUGCUACAUUUACGACUAAAAAAAAACCAAGCAUGUAUUCUAUGCAAUAAUUUUAUGUAUAUAAACAUGGAGGAACUUUCUCUGACCCUGAUGGAAGUAUGUGUGUCAGAAAAGAAUAUUUUCUGUAUCAUUGGUUUUACAAGAAACUUACUUAUUUAUAUAAUUAUGCAUAGACUAAAGACAUUAUUAUUCGAUGAUGAAAAUAUGUAUUUUAAUUAGAUUUAUAUAAAUAACUAAACCUGCAUAUAUAUAUACAAUCUUGCUUUAUUUUGCCAGGGCAUUAAACUCAAAUUAGGUCAUACACCUGGUGUUUCACGUUUUAUUCUGAAAUAUGCAUUAUCCUAUUUAUAUUCAAUUUUCGUUGUAUAAAUAUAAAUGUAAAGAUUUUUUACAUACGCAUUUAUUAUUAUUUUUUCUUUAAUAAUAGAAUAGCGUGAGAAAUAUAGUAUAUUAAAUAUAACAAAAAAGUAGAACAAUCACGUAAAGUUGACGAGCUAAUUAUCUCAUUUUUGAUUUAUAUAAAAUGAAAUGAAUGUAAUUAACAUGAAUGUAAUAAAUAUUUAUUUAUGUAUAAUUAUUGAAAUAAUUAAAUUUAUUUCCAGAUUUGAUCUCAUGUAUAUCUGUAUAAAUUGUGGAACUGAAACAGAAGAACUUUAUAGACGAUACUGUCCAAGCGUUCUUAAAGUUUUGAAAUGCGUAAAGUGUGGAUUAUUAGCUGACAAAUAUAUCGAAUAUGAUCCUGUUAUUGUAUUCGUUGACCUUAUUUUAUUGGAGAAACAAGCCUAUCAACACCUUUUAUAUAACAGUAAUUUUAAAUCAUAUUGGAAGCUGAUGGUAAUGUUAUGGUUGGCUGAAGCUUUCAGAGUAUGGUCUUUUUGUGAAUCUAUUAAUAGUCAAAAAAGCAAUCAAGUUCUAGAAAACAGAGAUAUGUUUCAAGGAGACUGUAAUUUUUAUAUCCUUUUAUUGCGAACUGCCGUUACAUUGACAGCAUUUAUUGCCACUGUAAUUAUAGUUACUGAAAUACGUUGGCUAAUUAAUGGGAAAAGGCCACACAAGUAUAAUGCCAAAGAUUUAACUAGAGCACUUAUUGUGGGAGGAUGUUCUAAAUUGUUAGGAUUAUUAGCUAUUAUAUGGAAACCAAUAGAAUUAGAUCUACAUUACAUAUUUGUUCAGGGCUAUACAGUUUUAUGCCUUAUGACAGCGUAUUCAGUUGUCUGUAAGACUGGAAAAAGUGGAUCUUUGAUUGGAUUGAUUGCUGGAUUUUUGGUUUGCGAUUACAUUUCUAAUUUUGUUUCUACAUUGCCUCUCUGUCCAAUGUUAUUCUAAUGUAAGGAUCGAUCUAAUACUAACAGAUUUUGAUGCUCAGGCAUCUUUGACAGGAAGAAUACUCCAUCCUACCACUAAUCUAUCAAAUCCGCAA
This is a messenger RNA of Polistes dominula (European paper wasp), 1632 nucleotides long. RefSeq names its product ACAT-related protein required for viability 1 (gene Arv1). The record is from RefSeq and is a predicted model, not a curated record. Gene Ontology annotation, cellular component: Golgi apparatus; cortical endoplasmic reticulum. NCBI's taxonomy places the organism in Eukaryota, Metazoa, Arthropoda, Insecta, Hymenoptera, Vespidae. Gene Ontology annotation, biological process: sterol metabolic process; regulation of plasma membrane sterol distribution; intracellular sterol transport.